UGGAACAAAAUGAGCUGUCAAAAGGGAAAUUCGGCUCGCUCGAGACCGCAGAAGCAUCAGAAUAGACAUGCAUUCAAAAAUAAUUUGCACGACACUUCGCAUACGACAAAGACGAUAAACAAAAUCCAGGUUGUCAACGUCUGUGAAAAGUGCAAGAAAGUCAUCGAGUGGAAGAUAAAGUACAAGAAGUACAAGCCGUUAAAGGCUCCGGGUAAUUGCUGCAAGUGUGAGCAGAGGUGCGUUAAAUACGCGUAUCACAUCAUGUGUGGACCUUGUGCUAGUAAGCACGAGGUCUGUCCCAAGUGCGGGGAAAAGACUGAGGUUGUCAAGCCCAGUGUCGAGGAUAAACCUCUGACGCUCGACAGGGAACUCAGGCUGAUGCUCAAGACCUUGCCUGAGAGGCGUAGGAGGACGUUUAUGCGCUACAUGAAUAGAAAUGGUAUCAAAAAAGAUGCGACUCAACCGAGCGAUUCCAAGGAUGAUCCAGAAGAAGAAGAGUAUGACGACGACUCGAAUUCAGACACAGAAACGCUCACUGCUGAAGAAUCGCCGCUGACUCGAGAUGAUUUAGUUAAUAAAUUAAAAUCGCUGAUGGUUACGAAGAAGAAGAGCUUCGAUGACUCAGAUUGGGAUUCCGACGAGCAUGCGACAUCUAGCUCCAGUUCUAGUGACAGUGAUAAUGAUACUAAUAAUGAUGGGAGCAGUGAAGAUGAAGAUGAUGAUGAUGACGAUGAUGAUGAUGAUGAUGAUAAAAAAAAAUAA
Molecule: messenger RNA, 762 nt
Organism: Cotesia congregata
Lineage: Eukaryota; Metazoa; Arthropoda; Insecta; Hymenoptera; Braconidae
Source: the annotation of a GenBank genome assembly